AGAGUAGAGAGACUGUCACCCAAUGUACAUUACCGAAUACCUGAGACCGUACUGAAGCAACAAGGAACGAGCACAAGGGAAUUGACCGGUUUAUUCAAGUUCGUGACAUGGAUAUUGGAUAAUGGAUGCGAUCAAAACAACUCCAAGGUCAUCUGAUCUGUUGCGUAAGUCUGUUCUCAUAAUUGAACUAUACGGCUCAAGCUGUUUAUUUUCUCUUAACGUCUGUGAUGAAUUUCCAGCUUCGUUUGCAAAAUCUAUCGUCAAAUCUUUUCAAGGAAGCACAAAGGUUCACUGAUUACAAUAUACGCUCAUACUUUGAGCGAAAGAUCGACAAAAUUUUCAAAAACCUUAGUCAAGUCGAGGAUGCAAACAUUUUGGAAACUGGACUAAAGAAGAAUGAAGAAUUGCUAGAAGUCCUUGCGAGACAGGCUACUCUAAAUAACAUAUACCCAUCGGGUAAAAGUGUGAUUGAGUAGACUCUCUAUUUUUAUCUAAAUACAUUUUACUCGAUUAA
Molecule: messenger RNA, 514 nt
Organism: Schistosoma rodhaini
Lineage: Eukaryota; Metazoa; Platyhelminthes; Trematoda; Strigeidida; Schistosomatidae
Source: the annotation of a GenBank genome assembly